UGCAGGAGUGUGAGAGCAAGCUAGCAAAGAAGGAACGCUACGUAGUGAGCAGCCUAAGCAAGCUAGCUCCCGGCCUCCCUCGCCUCCGAUCCCGGCUUCGCCAUGAACUGCGGUGGAAGGUCCCCGGCUACGAUCCGCUGCAAGUACUGCAGCGCGUGCCUCACCGUGACCCCCGGCGAGCGCGCCAUCCAGUGCGCGCAAUGCUGCGGCGUGACGCGCAUCCGGCGCUCCAUGCGGCUCCCGUUGCCGGCGCUCCCGAGGCCAGCGGCGCCGACGGCGGCCUUCCCCUGCACCCGUGGCAAGAAGCGCGCCGUCCUUAUCGGCAUCACGUACGCCGGCAUGCGCCGCGGCUGCGGCGAGCUGAGGGGCCCCAUCAACGACGUCAAGUGCAUGAGGCAGCUCCUCUGCCAGCGCUUCGGCUUCCCCAGCGACUGCAUCAUCACGCUCACUGAUGACCAGAAGGACCCGUUCAGGCUGCCGACCAAGGACAACAUCCGGAUGGCGAUGCAGUGGCUGGUGCAGGGCUGCAGCUACGGCGACUCCCUGGUGUUCCACUUCUCCGGCCUGGGGGCGCAGGUCCCCGACGAGGACUGCGACGAGGCGGACGGCUACGACGAGGCCCUCUGCCCGAUGGACUCGUUCCAGAAGGGCCCCAUCCUGGACGACGAGAUCAACGAGGCCAUCGUGCGCCCGCUGGUGCACGGCGCCAAGCUCCACGCCGUCGUGGACGCCUGCCACAGCGCCACCGUCCUCGACCUCCCCUUCCUGUGCCACAUGUCCAGGACCGGGAACUGGCAGUGGCAGGACCACCGCCCCCCGUCGGGCGCCUGCAAGGACACGAGCGGCGGCCAGGCGGUGCUCAUCAGCGGCUACAGCGACGGCAAGAGCAAGUUCAGCGUGACCCAGGAGGCCUGCGCUUCGGUGGGAGCCAUGACGCACAGCUUCAUCAAGGCGGUGGAGUGCGAGCCGCGCGGGGUCACCUACGGCCGCCUGCUCACCUCCAUGAAGGCCAUCAUGACCAACGGCGGCGGGAGCUGCGACCUGCAGGGCCCCAUCGGCGCCCCCGUCCGCAAGGUCGCCAACUUCAGCGGCGUGCAGGAGCCUAACCUGUCCUCUUCGGAGAUGUUCGACAUCUACCGCAAGCCCUUCGCCCUGUGAGCUCCCAUGGCGGACCUGCACCUACAGACUACGGGGACUACUAUAAGUCGACGUAUCUAAAUAAUUCACCGUCGGGUUUAAGCUUAUGAUGCUUACAGGUUGCUAAUAUGUGUGUGUAUGAUGUGUCACCACCCCUGAUCGGGGCUCAUAUACAGCUUGUGGAGGGGACCUGGUUGCUUGGUGACUUGGUCAUCUUCAUCCACUCCUCCCGAGCUUGAUGUACCUCUUGCCCACUAUAAUAAGGCCUGUUUGUUUCUCUCAAG
Messenger RNA from Panicum virgatum (switchgrass), 1421 nucleotides. Its product is annotated as metacaspase-1-like. Gene Ontology annotation, molecular function: cysteine-type endopeptidase activity. The transcript has 4 exons. The record is from RefSeq and is a predicted model, not a curated record. The coding region runs from base 103 to 1158 and encodes 351 amino acids. NCBI's taxonomy places the organism in Eukaryota, Viridiplantae, Streptophyta, Magnoliopsida, Poales, Poaceae. Gene Ontology annotation, biological process: proteolysis.